AUGUCGGCCGCCCCGAAACUCGGCGAAGUGACGCCGACUUCGCAGGACUUCCCUCUGUAUCUCGACCUGGGUAGUGGACUCACUGCCAAGCUCGACGAACACGACUACGCCGUCCUCAUAGACCAUAGGCUAGAGUUCAACGCCCGUUGCUUGGGAUUCGGCCUCAAGUACGCAUGGAUUCGCGCGGCGCCGGCCAACAUGCGAUUGUGGUCGAUAGGACUCGGCCGGCUUCGGGCGGCGAUGGGCAAGGAAGACCACUCAUGCUUUGCAACGGUGUUCGACGCCGACGUAGCUGUUAUCCCUCUGCAUUCGAGGUUUUUCCGGGCGGCGGUGCUGGCCGAGCUCGGCCGCGAUGGCCGGCACUGGGAGUGGCCGAAGCCUUCUGCUGAAGAGGUGGCGGCCAGGCUCGCCGACUUCGAUGAACCCGUUCGAGAUAAAAUGCGCGACACCGUCCGGGACAGCGACGCAGGCUCUGGCCUCCUAUCAAUGAGCGCGCUGUGCUGGGUGGUGAAGAGGAUGGAUCGCCUGACCGGCGACGACCAUCGCAGUGCGACCAGCAUGGACAAGGUCCUCGUUUCGGGAUUGAAGGAGCUGCGGUUUCGGAUGAUGACAUACAUCAAGGAACACGUCGCACGCAGACGGUCAGGCCAUGUCGGAGUUGGUGCCGAUGCCUGUGACGACGACGCCGCGGAGCCCCCUUCGGCAUCCCAAGCAGUCGGUGUCGCCGACACCAGCGGAGAGGCCGGAGACGGCGUCGACAAGGCAGAUGAGGAGGCAGAAAGGGCUGUGGCGAGGACCGCGGAUCAGGAAAAGGAGGAGGAGGAGGAUGACACCGACGAUCAGGAUGAUAACAAGGAGGAUCGUGAGAAGCGUGAGCAGGGGCAUGGGCAGGAGGAGGAGGAGGAGGAGGAGGAGGAGGAGGAGGAGGAGGAGGAGGAGGAGGAGGAGGAGGAGGAGGAUGAGGAGGAGGAGGAGGAGGACAAGGAGGCGGCGGCGGCGGAGGCCGUGGAGCAGGGUUUCGGGUCGGUGGAGCAGGUGGCGGAGGGGGAGAAGCAGCAAGAGGGGGAGGAGGAGGUAGAGUUCCCCUGGGUCGAAUUCGAGAUGGAGGAUGUUGAGGGAGCGGCGGCGGUGGCCGUGGAGGGAGCGGCGGCGGCCGUGGAGGGAACGGGUGGGAUGUCGGCGGAUGUUGUGUACGUGCGAGGGGAGGGUGCCGAUGUGGAGAAUGUCGGCGUGGAGGAGGCGCACGUGGUCGGCAAUGUGGUUGGCGAUGCGAAGGAGGAGGAUAACGUCGCGGCUUCGACGCCGACGGGCGUGGAGACCACCACAGGGAACGCAUGGGUGGAACGCCAGGGUGGAGCGGUAGAGGCGGGCCGUCAACCGGGUUCCUCAGCAGCUGGUCGGCAGGCAACGCCGGCCGUCGUCGCGCAGCUGCGACAGGAGAACAUGUGGCUGAGGGCAGAAAAUGCUCGUCUCGAGACGGCGCUCGGAGUGGAGAGGGGUCGGGUGGACAGGUUCGCGAUGGGGAUUGGCCACCUCGUGGACAAGCUCAGGUCGUUGGCCGACCAGGUCACUGCCUCCGACCAGGACGCGUCGAGUCGGCUGAUGGACGCGUCCUUGACCAUGGCGACGACCGUGACGGAGAACAUCACCGCCAACAUGGGUGAAGCAUGGGAUGCGAUGAAGGCGUACGCCGAGAGGGCGGAGAGCUGGUUGGACGAUCUAGAGAAUCCGGAGGGGUUUAUGGCGGUGCAACGUGCCAACGCGGUCGUCGCCAUGGGCAACCACGUGGACGAAGCAAGGAAGGGAUUGGAGGAAUACAUAUCAAAGCACCUAGUCGCCGCGCAGACCAACAUCGCCGCCGCGGUAACUCAACGCGUCGCCGUCCCGCCGCCCACGCAGCCCGCCCCACCGCCAGCCUUCCCGGACGAGCUCAUGAAGUCUUUCAAGGCGGACGUGUUGAAGGCGGUGACUGAGGCCACCUAG
Messenger RNA from Closterium sp. NIES-65, 1983 nucleotides. NCBI's taxonomy places the organism in Eukaryota, Viridiplantae, Streptophyta, Zygnematophyceae, Desmidiales, Closteriaceae. The record is from the annotation of a GenBank genome assembly.